Messenger RNA from Williopsis jadinii, 779 nucleotides. It is a transcript of the gene YTH1, whose product is annotated as cleavage polyadenylation factor RNA-binding subunit YTH1. NCBI's taxonomy places the organism in Eukaryota, Fungi, Ascomycota, Saccharomycetes, Phaffomycetales, Wickerhamomycetaceae. Gene Ontology annotation, molecular function: metal ion binding; RNA binding. Bases 32 to 700 code for a protein of 222 amino acids. The transcript has a single exon. The record is from RefSeq and is a predicted model, not a curated record.
UGGUUACUAAGCCCUCGAGAGACUAAUAACGAUGUCUGCCUUACACGCCAACCCUACAACGUACCAGUUCCGGUUUGAGCCCUUUCUGAGAUCUGAGUUCCAUUUCGGGCUGGACCCUGACCGCCCAGUGUGCCAGUUCUACAACGGUCAUGGUGGGUGUCCACAAGGUGAUCAGUGUCCAAACAAACACGUCGCGUCGAUCUUCCAUAACAAGAUCGUGUGUAAGCAUUGGCUGCGUGGGCUUUGUAAGAAGGGUGAUCACUGUGAGUUUUUGCACGAGUACAACUUGAGAAAGAUGCCCGAGUGCCUGUUCUUCUCCAAGAACGGGUUCUGUACCCAGACACCAGAAUGCCAGUACGCCCAUAUAGAUCCACAGAGUAAAGUACCUGAGUGUAUGAACUAUAGCAGGGGGUUCUGUCCCGAGGGCCCAAACUGUAAGAUGAGACACAUCAAGAGAAUUGUGUGUCAAAACUAUCUCACUGGGUUCUGUCCCGAUGGACCUGAUUGUGAUUUGGCUCAUCCAAAGUUUGAGAUGCUACCAGACAAGUUAAGAAUAAGACCUGAUAGACCCUUGGAUGCCAAACCAAAGGCCAAGAGUGUCUUGGAGAUACAAAUAGAACAAGAGAGAGAGAAGCUAAGGCUACAGGACGAAGCGGAAGAAAGGGCAAGGGCUGAAAAGGCUGCAGAAGCUAAAGCGUAAUAACCCUCACUGUCUUAUAAGCUGUAGAUGAAUACUCUGAAUUUAAUGAACUUUUAAUACGAUUAUUUAAUUACUAGAA